AUGGCAAACUUGAGAUACGAGGCCAAAACCCAAUACUACCAGAACCACGUCCUUGACCUCGCCGUUGACAACGUUACUCUUGAGGACUUCAUCGAUGACUACAUCGAGGAAUACUACCGCCUUGAGGCCAUCUCCGCCCAAUCUUCGGUCUCAUUAGUUUCGAACAACUCUUCAACGAAGUCCAAGUCCAAGCUGAGACGCUUUAUCCGACGUAUUACCAGGAAAAGGCUUUGA
This is a messenger RNA of Colletotrichum graminicola M1.001, 234 nucleotides long. RefSeq lists its product as uncharacterized. The transcript has a single exon. Lineage: Eukaryota; Fungi; Ascomycota; Sordariomycetes; Glomerellales; Glomerellaceae. Bases 1 to 234 code for a protein of 77 amino acids. The record is from RefSeq and is a predicted model, not a curated record.